UGUGCUAUUUUUUCCCAAUCAGCAGCCAGUUGGUCAUCUGUUGGAGAUGACCUAAUGGCAUUUGACAGUGCGGCAUUCUUAGCGGUGGCAAAGCCCCCGAUUUCCACGAGCUGGGGUUUUAGCGGCGCGAGAGGGGAGAGAGAGGGAGAGAUAGAGGAGAAGAGUAAGUAGGGGAACGGAAGAUGAGCCGGAGCCUGGGGAUCCCGGUGAAGCUGCUGCACGAGGCGGCGGGGCACGUGGUGACGGUGGAGCUCAAGACCGGCGAGGUGUACCGGGGAUCCAUGGUCGAGUGCGAGGACAACUGGAACUGCCAGCUCGAGAACAUCACCUUCACCGCCAAGGAUGGGAAGGUGUCGCAGCUGGAGCACGUCUUCAUCAGAGGAAGCAGAGUGAGGUUUAUGAUUAUACCAGAUAUGCUCAAGAACGCCCCCAUGUUCAAACGCUUGGAAGCAAGGAUUAGGGGCAAAGGAUCAGCUAUUGGAGUUGGUCGUGGCCGUGCAGUUGCAAUGCGUGCUCGGGCUGCUGCUGGUCGUGGUGGUGGUCCUAUUGGGCGGGGCGGCGCACCACCUGUGAGGAGGUAGAUUUCUUCAUGGCAUUAUGCACUUCGUCAUCUGGCUGAGGAGGUUACUGUCUUCAAUAUCAAAACAUUGUCUAGUAGUUAAACUGCUUAUGUGCCUCCUGUAUGAUUUGUCGGCAUAAGGAACAAAUUCUGUCUGUUGGGUAGCUGCUAUGUGAUGUCUUAACGGUAGAGAGAGAUGGUUAACUUGAGUAUGAGAUUUCAAAGGUGGAACAGUCAGUUUUCACCCCGAUUUGGAUGACUGGACCAGUGCUUAUCCCGUCAAGGAAUUAACUUUUGCUUUUGCCCA
Phragmites australis (common reed) is the source of this 866-nucleotide messenger RNA. RefSeq names its product small nuclear ribonucleoprotein SmD3b-like. The record is from RefSeq and is a predicted model, not a curated record. The transcript has 5 exons. Gene Ontology annotation, biological process: spliceosomal snRNP assembly; RNA processing. The coding region runs from base 183 to 581 and encodes 132 amino acids. Lineage: Eukaryota; Viridiplantae; Streptophyta; Magnoliopsida; Poales; Poaceae. Gene Ontology annotation, cellular component: pICln-Sm protein complex; commitment complex; spliceosomal tri-snRNP complex. Gene Ontology annotation, molecular function: RNA binding.